Molecule: messenger RNA, 4858 nt
Organism: Acanthopagrus latus (yellowfin seabream)
Lineage: Eukaryota; Metazoa; Chordata; Actinopteri; Spariformes; Sparidae
Gene: dse
Product: dermatan sulfate epimerase
Exons: 6
Coding region: 352-3237 (961 amino acids)
Molecular function (GO): chondroitin-glucuronate 5-epimerase activity
Source: RefSeq, a predicted model, not a curated record
CCCUCGGUCCCGGGCGGCUCGCGGGGCUCGCGGGGCGGCUCGCGGGGCGGGAGGAGGGAGGAGGGCACACAUUAGUUCAUUAGUUCUCCUUUAAGCCUCUCUCCUCUCCCCGCCGCCCCUCCUCGUCCGCCAGCAUGACGCUCCCUCCUCUCGCACACAUUCUUUCCCUCCGCUCUCUGACUCCGUUCCGUCCCUAGAACAAACUUUUCAACCCUAUUGAUAAUCUUUCUAAAUCCUUCUGCUGUGUUGGGAAGAAAUGACGGUGUGGACGACGGCAGCACGGCUUUGUGAGCGUCGCUUCUGACAGCUGAGCUCCUUCGGCUAUGUCACAGUCCCCUCUUUGAUGAGACCAUGAGAACCCACACCCGCGGGGCCCCCACAGUCUUCUUCUUAAGUCUGCUGUGGCCCCUGCUCUCUUUGGUGGUGGUGGUGGCAGCAGCAGCGGUGGAAGUGGACCCCAGCAGAGGAAUCCCCUUCAUGGGAGGCAACUACAAUGGUCAUCCCAUGCUGUACUUCAGUCCGGGGGAUGUGGAGGAGAUGCAGUACGCAGCCACGGGGACUCACCGGGACAUGGCGAGGAGGAUCCGUGAGGCUGGUGAAACCAUGCUGGAGCACCCUGAGGAGUACCUGCCCCCCUGGAGCCCCGCAGAGUUCAGCGCCCGCUGGAACGAGGUGUAUGGAAACAACCUGGGUGUGCUGUCCAUGUUCUGCCUGCUGUACCCACACAGGGCCGGGGCUGUCGACCUCGCCAAGGAUUAUAUGGAGAGAAUGGCAGCUCAGCCUAGUUGGUUGGUCAAAGAUGCACCCUGGGAUGAAGUCCCUUUGGCACACUCUUUAGUUGGGUUUGCCACCGCAUAUGACUUCCUGUAUGAGUACUUGAACAAGGGCCAGCAGGAGCGUUUCAUCCAGGUGAUCGGCAAUGCGUCACGGCUCAUGUAUGAGAAGUCCUACGUCCGAGGCUGGGGGUUCCAGUACCUGCACAACCACCAGCCCACCAACUGUGUCGCUCUGCUCACAGGAAGCCUUGUUUACAUGACCCAAGGUUAUCUCCAGGAGGCCUACCUGUGGACCAAGCAGGUCUUGUCCAUCAUGGAGAAGUCCAUGGUCCUUCUGCAGGAUGUGACUGAUGGCUCGCUGUAUGAAGGAGUGGCCUACGGGACUUACACCACCCGCUCUCUGUUUCAGUAUAUGUUCCUGGUGCAGCGCCACUUCGCUAUCAGCCACUUUGACCAUCCCUGGCUCCUUAAACACUUUGCUUUCCUUUACCGGACCAUCCUGCCUGGAUUUCAGCGCACUGUGGCCAUUGCAGAUUCCAACUACAACUGGUUCUAUGGGCCAGAGAGCCAGCUGGUCUUUUUGGACCGUUAUGUGUUGCGUAAUGGCAGUGGAAACUGGCUAGCAGACCAGAUUCAUCAAAACAGGGUGAUGGAAGGGCCAGGGCAGGCUGGAAAAGGCCAGCGAUGGUGUACUCUCCACACAGAGUUCAUCUGGUAUGACCCAAGCCUGUUUCCCAAGCCUCCAUCAGAUUUUGGGACAUCCCAACUCCACUACUUUGAGGACUGGGGUGUGGUGACAUAUGGCAGUGCAUUACCUACAGGCACCAAUCACAGCUUUCUCUCCUUCAAGUCCGGGAAGCUGGGGGGUCGCGCCAUCUUCAACAUCGUUCACAGGAACAAGUACAAAGAGUGGAUCAAAGGAUGGAGGAACUUCAAUGCUGGGCAUGAGCACCCUGAUCAGAACACUUUCACUUUUGCACCCAAUGGUGUCCCAUUUAUUACUGAGGCAUUGUACGGACCCAAGUACACUUUGUUGAAUAAUGCAGUUUUGUUUAGCCCGGCCAUGUCAGGGAGUUGCUUUAAACCAUGGGCUGGACAAGUUACUGAAGCUUGUGAUUCCAAGUGGCUGAAAUACAAGGUGGGGCUGGCUGCUGAUACCCAGGGCAGAGUAGAAGCUGCUAUGGAGAGACAGGGAAUGGUCUUCAUACGUGGUGAGGGACAUUCGGCUUAUAAUCCAGAGCUGAAGAUCAGGAACUUUCAAAGAAACUUACUCCUUCUUCAUCCACAGCUCCUGCUCCUCGUGGAUCACAUCCACCUGGAUCCAGACAGCCCAACAAGGGCAAUGAGUGCCUUCUUUCACAACACAGAACUUCCAUUUCAGGGUACAAAGAUAGAUGGUGUUCAUGGAGCAUUUGUAUCACACAGGGAGGAUAAGUAUAAAAUGUUCUGGAUGGAUGACACAGGCUACAGUAACAAGGGAUUGGUAGGUUACUGGAAUUACCCUCGAGGGUACCCGUACAAUGGCUCAAACUAUGUGAACGUCACAAUGCCAUUGAGGUACCCUCACACAAGGGUGGCCUACAUCUUUUUUGGACCAGGUGUGGAUAUACAGAGCUUCAGCUUGCGUGGCGAUGACACGAGAGUGGAUAUUUAUCUGGCCACCAAGGAUCACACCUACACCAUCUACCUGCUGACCGGGGAGGCCACCAGCAAGCCUCUGUUUGCCAUGGUGCUGCUGGACAACAAGAAGAUUGUGUUUGAGAAGGCGUCGGCUGUGAUGGACAGCUCGCCUGAGGAGGUAGAGGAAUACGUCAAUGUGAUGGAGGAUAACCUCCAACACGUCAAGCCUGUCUUCCAGCAGAUGGAGAGACACAUCCUCGGGCGAGUUCUCAACAAUGCCAGCUUCCGUAAGACUGCAGAGCGCCUCCUUCAGUUCUCUGACAAAAAGAAGACGGAGGAGGUCAUUGAGAAGAUGUUUGCUAUGUCCAAGAAACAGGGCAAGAGUAAAGGGGGGAGGAAAGUAAACCUUGGAGAGAAGCUUUCUGAGAGUCUACCUGACAUUUUUGCACAGAUUGAGUUGAAUGAGAAAAAGGAGAGACAGAGGACUUCAAAGCGUACUUAUGAGGACAGUCCAGAGGAGGGAGAUGCAGAGUCAAGGGCCUUCAUGGAUUACACAGAUGGCCGCAAAAACAGAAAGGGGGCAUUUGUGAAGGGCCGCAAAUUCAAAGAGGUUCACAUGGUGGCAACAGCGGGGAGCGAGGGUCUCUCUAGCACAGCCUCCUACAUUAGGCUGUUUCUCCUCCUCAACACUGCCACUUUCUUUCUGCUGCUGGCUGUGAUACUGACUCGCUUUCAGAGGGGUCGCAGCCUGCAUACACAGAGGUGCUUCUACACCAUCCUUCUGAUCGACUGCUUCAUCUUACUGUACCUCUACUCCUCCUGCUCUCACACACAGUGUUAACAUCAUGAGCUGUCCUUCUAAAGAUCAAAUGAGCUGUUGUUAAUGUUGUAAAUGCACCCCACACCUCAGUCUGAGCCAGAUCUUAUGACCGUAUAUUUGGGUUGCUUUUAGGAAAAAGAAAAUCUGAGAUUUUGAAAAAGGUGUCACAAGGAAUUUAAAAAAUAAAUUGUACAUUUUCCAGAAAGAAGUUUAAAUGCUUAAAUGAUUAAGUCAUAAUCGUACAAGAAAAAACUCACAAUAAUUGUGAUAGUCUUGAUGUUAGAGAUGCUUCUUCAAAUGUUUAAUUCUUUGCUGCCUGUGCACUCUUCUUUUAAAAUUGUUAUCUCUUAAAAUAUUUAUAUUGUUAAAACUUUAUCCUGUAACAUUGUGACUUUUCCCUGAAAUUAUUACCUUUUACUGAUAAUAGUUAAUGAUUGUAUUUCAGAAUAUGAAUUUGUCUUUACAUUCUCAAUUUUUAAGUUUUGAGUUUUUAUUGUAAAAUUCUGACUUUUUCUUGAAAGUACAGUAUGACUAAAUACUCACAAUAGUGUGUCUUUCAUCAAGGCGAAGUCUUUUGCCCUUUGGUGGAUUGCCAUGGGACCUUACUUCAGAAAAAAUGUGUAUAAUUGAAUUGUUCAAGGAAUUACAGAUGUGUUUUUCUAUGUAAAAGAUUGUUUUUCAACUUCAGAAAGUCGCAGUUUGUCUUAAAACUAAACAAGUUUAAGACUGAAAAUACCGAAUUAUAAAGACUACACAAUGAACAGUCAUGUAUGAGACAUAAUCUCAUUUGACACUCACAAAACAAAAGAUCAUAACUAAACAUUGUAGAUUCAGUCCUGUACAUUAGCUAGCUCACAGAACUGACUGCCUCUCCUUUUGAACAACUGUAAAGCCAGACUUUUUCAGAUUUUCACCUUUUUCAAUACUUUUUCUGUUCUGAGAUGAUGGCCAUGUUCUUGUUCUUAUUACUGUAUAUUACAGAUUUUUAUAGAGCACGACAGUGUGGUUCACUGACAGGUUUUACACUAAACUAAAUUGUAUUUUACUGACUCAAUGACAGCGACUUUCAUGACUUGCAACGUUAUCUUUAAAUUGGCAAUUCACACAGUUUACAGUAGUCAGUGUCUCCAUCCAUUGACUACUGUACUUUUUUUUCCAUAAUAAGGUCCCAUUGGGCACAGUAGAAGGGGAUGGACGUGCCUCUCUAAUUUCAUAUUAUGACUUUUUCCACAAAAAAUGAUGACUUCAUCUUUAGAUAUCAGAUUAUUUUUCUAACAGUGACCCUAAUACUCAUAAUAUCUAUUAAGAUCCUAAUGGGUGUUCAGGAAAAACAACUGAUUCCAAAUAGGAAUUGAUGACUUGCAGAGAUGAAACCAGACCUCCUCUGAUGUAAGAAGCUUCUGUGGAGCUUGAGAACCGAGUCUGUGUGAAGUUCGUUCUUUGUAGUUUUCAGAUGUCAUGCCUUGUAUCAAAGAUCUCAAGGUUAGCCACUAUUAUACAGUCGCCUCAUCUGUACUUGAGAUUUGUCCUUUCUACAUAGUUCUUAGAAAUACAUUUAAAUGUAUAUAUGUGAAAGCAAGAUAUAUUUUUAUGGUCAUUUUUUUUACCAUUUGCAAAUAAAUUUACUACAUGCAUAGAUAUG